Molecule: messenger RNA, 2297 nt
Organism: Drosophila serrata
Lineage: Eukaryota; Metazoa; Arthropoda; Insecta; Diptera; Drosophilidae
Gene: grp
Product: serine/threonine-protein kinase grp
Biological process (GO): protein phosphorylation; DNA damage checkpoint signaling
Cellular component (GO): cytoplasm
Molecular function (GO): protein serine/threonine kinase activity; ATP binding
Source: RefSeq, a predicted model, not a curated record
AAAGUAAAUUUUUUAGCAGCGUUGCAGAUUUUUUUGCAUUUUAAUUUUAAUUAUUUUUACUGAGAAAAAAAGAAUGCUUUCUAACUAGUUGUACGCGAAACCCCAGUGAAGUGGUCAAUUGUUCAAGUUGGCGUAUUGAGGGCAAAGUUGAGAAUCGAGUGCAGACGUUGCAAAAACAAAGGACGCAGCCGGAAAAGUGCGAAAACAGACGCCGCUGAUAUGCACAAGGUGCCGACAGCCCCGCGAGUAUUCGGCGGCAGAUGACAAGGACAACGCACAUGGCGGCAGGAAUACAGCAGCAGGAGCAGCAGCAGCAGGGAUACGGAUACAGGAAGCGGCGGCCAACAGGAUAUUGAGCCAUCAACACUAGCCAACAAAGCAAACGGCAACGGUAACAGCAGCAGCCCGAGGGAAUACAACCCACUGUGAACAAAAGGACAAGCCCCACAAAUGGCCUCCACGGUAGUGGGAUCGGGAAUGGCAACGGGAACGGGAACGGUAACGGGAACUGGUCCUGCUGUAGCCACCAGGGAGUUUGUCGAGGGAUGGACCCUGGCCCAAACUCUAGGCGAAGGAGCCUACGGCGAGGUGAAGCUGCUAAUCAAUCGUCAGACCGGGGAGGCUGUGGCCAUGAAAAUGGUGGAUCUAAAGAAGCAUCCGGAUGCAGCCACAUCGGUACGCAAGGAGGUGUGCAUACAGAAGAUGCUCCAGGAUACGCAUAUCCUGCGAUUCUUUGGCAAACGCUCGCAGGGCAGCGUUGAGUACAUUUUUCUGGAAUACGCCGCCGGCGGAGAACUAUUCGAUCGAAUCGAGCCCGAUGUUGGAAUGCCACAGCAUGAGGCACAGCGUUAUUUCACGCAACUUUUGUCUGGUUUAAACUAUUUGCAUCAACGGGGCAUCGCUCAUCGGGACUUAAAGCCGGAAAAUCUGCUGCUGGACGAGCAUGACAAUGUGAAGAUCUCUGAUUUUGGCAUGGCCACCAUGUUUAGAUGCAAGGGCAAGGAGCGACUGCUGGACAAACGCUGUGGCACCCUGCCUUAUGUGGCACCGGAGGUGCUCCAGAAAUCGUAUCAUGCCCAGCCGGCGGAUAUAUGGUCUUGUGGCGUUGUUUUGGUCACCAUGUUGGCGGGUGAACUGCCCUGGGAUCAGCCUUCAACUGCCUGCACAGAGUUUACCAACUGGAAGGAUAAUGAUCACUGGCAAAUGCAGACUCCUUGGAGCAAGUUAGACACCUUGGCUAUAUCCCUGCUACGCAAAGUCUUGGCCACCAGUCCUGGGACACGCCUAACUCUGGAAAGGAUACUCGAUCACAAGUGGUGCAACAUGCAGUUUGCCGAGCAUGAUCGUUCCUUUGACCUGGUUGAUUCGGCGGCUGCUCUGGAUAUACGUUCGCCCAAGGCCAAGAGGCAGCGUUCAUCGAGCGCCCAUUUGAAUAAUGGUCUGGAUGAUUCCAUCUCACGGAACUAUUGCUCUCAGCCCAUGCCCACCAUGCGCACCGAUGAUGAGUUCGAUGUGAGCCGCAGCGGUCGUACCAAGGCCAAGGAUAAUGGUGGCGAUUGCCAGGAUGUGGCCCAGGAGGCACGUCUGAGUUACUGCUUCUCACAGCCGGCUCUAUUGGAUGAUCUCCUGCUGGCCACGCAAAUGAAUCAAACGCAGAGCAGCAGCGCCUCUCAGAACUAUUUCCAGCUGGUGCGGAGGAUGACACGGUUCUUUGUUACUACGCGAUGGGAUGAUACCAUCAAGAUGGUGGGCACCAUUGAAAGACUGGGCGGUUAUACCUGCAAGGUUAGUGAGGAUGGUGUGGUCACCGUGUCCACCAUUGAUAGGCAACUACGACUGGUGUUCAAGGCGCAUAUUAUCGAAAUGGAUGGCAAGAUUCUUGUGGAUUUCCGUCUAUCCAAGGGCUGUGGUCUGGAGUUUAAGAGACGCUUCAUCAAAAUUAAGAAUGCCUUGGAGGAUAUUGUGCUCAAGGGUCCCACUACAUGGCCCAUUGCGAUUGCUACCAAUUCGGUGCCUUAGUUGGUGACCUGCUCCUCCUUAAUUUUCACUACUUUUACGUUUUGUCUUAACUUGUUAGAGUUACUCAUUUAUCCAUCACCUACACUAAGCUUUAUUUACCUUUCUCCAUGUGCUAAAUUUAUCAUUAUCGAAUGCAUUAUCUUAUUACGUUUUGUACUUGUUCAGCGCAGACUCUCCUACGAUUUUAGUUUUGUUGAAUUUUAAAGCGAAUGCAAAGUAUUGACACUAGUUUAAAAGAAGUUAUUAAACAAUAAAUCUAAAAUGAUUUUGAUUGCAAA